AACACAGUUUAAUUUGGUACUUGCCUUUUUUGGGCAGAAGUAGAGAGAGACAAAAGAAAAGAAUGCGCAACUUCAGUCACCAUUUCAGUAUAAAAGUCUAUGAUAUGUGGAUGCUCGUCCCACUUGACAGACACACAAAACCAACACACAAGGAUCAAGCUUCAUCAUGGUGCACAAAGUAGCAGUGAUCGGAGCCGGCCCCUGUGGCCUGACCAGCGUGAAGGCUUGUCUGGAUGAGGGCUUGGUCCCGACCUGUUUUGAAAGCAGCGAUGACAUGGGUGGACUGUGGAAGUUCAAGGCAGUGUCAGAGCCAAACAGAGCCAGCAUUUACCGUUCCCUCACGAUCAACAUUUCCAAAGAGAUGAUGUGCUACAGCGACUUCCCCAUCCCUGCUGACUACCCCAACUACAUGCACCACUCUAAAAUCCUGAAAUACUUCAGGAUGUACGCAGAACACUUCAAACUGCUGCAACACAUCCGCUUCCAGACCAUGGUGAAAAGUGUCAGACAGAGACCAGACUUUUCUCGCACUGGUCAGUGGGAAGUGGUGACUGAGAACAGAGAUGGACAGGAGGAGCGUCACAUCUUUGAUGCAAUUAUCUGCUGCUCCGGUCACUACACCUAUCCUAACCUGCCACUCAAAGACUUCCCAGGAAUUGAGACGUUUGAGGGAAAAUACUUCCACAGCUGGGACUACAAGGGGCCUGAAGAUAUGUACGGGAAAAGAGUGGUGGUCAUCGGCAUUGGUAACUCGGGUGGAGACAUCGCUGUAGAGGCCAGCAGAGUAGCAGAGCAGGUGUAUAUGAGCACCCGUCGUGGUGCCUGGGUCAUCCGUCAGGUUUCUGACAAUGGCUUGCCGGUGGACAUGAAAUACAAUACACGGUUUGUCCACAUCUUGUUCCAGCUGCUGCCAAUGAACUUCUUCAACUGGUUUGGCGAGAAGAAACUCAAUGCUAUGUAUGACCACACCAUGUAUGCCCUCAAACCUACACACAGGCUCUUCAGUCAGAUCCCAGUGAUCAACGAUGACCUGCCUUUAAAAAUUCUGUCGGGAGCAGUCAUUAUCAAACCAAACGUGAAAGAGAUCCGUGGCUCCACCGUGGUGUUUGAUGAUGGCACGUUUGUAGAAAAGGUGGAUACGAUUGUGUUUGCUACAGGAUACAACUAUGAUUUUCCCUUCUUGCCAAGCAAUGUUAUGUACAAGUCUGGACACCGUGUGGGUCUGUACAAGCAUGUUUUCCCCCCUAACAUGGAGCAUCCCACUCUGGCUGUUGUGGGUUUCAUCCAUGCCCUUGGAGCCAUCAUGCCUCAGGGUGAAAUGCAGGCCCGCUGGGUCACACGUGUCUUCAAAGGACUUAAAAAACUGCCCUCAAACCAGGCCAUGAUCAAAGCUGUAGAGAAGGACACAAAGGACAUGGAGAAAAACUACAUCGUGUCAAAGUUGACUCCCCUGCAGGUGGACUUUGUUUCCUACAUGGACGACAUAGCUGGAGAGGUUGGAGUGCGACCAAGUCUCCUCUGGCUCUUCUUCACAGAUUACCCACUGUUUAAGAGGGUUCUGUGGGGACCUGUUACAGCCUACCAGUACCGCUUGACAGGACCAGGGAAAUGGGAAGGAGCCCGCAGGGCAAUCUUCACCCAGUUUGACCGCAUGUUCCAGCCUCUAAAAACCAGAAAGCUGGAAGACCAAGAGCCCUCCACUGCUGGUCGCCUGAUAAAGCUGAGUCUGACACUCAUGGCUGGAGGAGCUGCAGCCUACUACAUCCAUGUGCGCAACCCAACUGCCAUCCCCACCCUGCUGUCCAAGUUCCAGCCACAAACGGCCUGAAUGUGCUGCAGGUGGAAAAAAAAACCUGAAACACAAAUACACCAAAUACUAUAUCUACUGUUUCUAGAAAUCUAGUUCAGUAUUCUCCUGUUUGGUUGUGAUUAUGGGAGAUAGGGUGCACUGUCUGAACUGCUGAUUAAUGCAAAGGUUAUUGUUGUAUGUUUAUACUGUAUUUAAAUGCUUAAACUUGUCGUAUGGAAAGAGUUCUCCUAAAAACCAUGUUCUUAUGCAGCUAUUCUCAUUUUGUUUUAUAUUUACAUCAACAAGACAAACUGUUCACAUAGCUGUAGAAUGUUCAAUAUUAAUGUUUACAGCCAACAUUUUCCUUUUUUCCACCAAUAUCUAUGAAUUGCAGUAUCUCAGUCACAGCUGAAUAUGGAGAAAAAACUCAACACUGACUUGGAGUAUGAGAAGAAAAUGCAAACCAGGGUUUUCAGUCACAGUCACACACUUUAUAAACCCCAAACCUUUGGGACCUCCACAUUCUUACAAUACUUUCCCCUGCACUACAUGAAAGUCACACUACUUCUGACAUUGGAGUUGGCAGUGGACAUAAAUGACUUUUGCAAAUGAGUCACAUAUGAACACAAUUGGUAAAAAUUAGCUGAACCUGUCUCUUUAUCACUUUGUGAUAUUUGGAUUUGAUUUCUGGAGGAAAAAAAAAACACAUGUAUUUUACAUCAUAUUUAACUUAAAGUCACCAUGAAUGUGGAAUAUUUUUCCAGUCUGAAUAAACCAACGUAUCAUUUAA
Lates calcarifer (barramundi perch) is the source of this 2579-nucleotide messenger RNA. Its product is annotated as flavin-containing monooxygenase 5. The coding region runs from base 167 to 1828 and encodes 553 amino acids. Gene Ontology annotation, molecular function: NADP binding; flavin adenine dinucleotide binding; N,N-dimethylaniline monooxygenase activity. The record is from RefSeq and is a predicted model, not a curated record. Lineage: Eukaryota; Metazoa; Chordata; Actinopteri; Centropomidae. The transcript has 11 exons.